This is a messenger RNA of Stegodyphus dumicola, 624 nucleotides long. RefSeq names its product zinc finger protein 708-like. NCBI's taxonomy places the organism in Eukaryota, Metazoa, Arthropoda, Arachnida, Araneae, Eresidae. The record is from RefSeq and is a predicted model, not a curated record.
AUGGAUACCUUUGCAGGAGAGAAACUUUGUGUGUGUGGGAUACGUAAGCAAUCAUUAAGACUUAAGGGUAAUUUAAAGAAGCAUCAGCGUAUUGAUACAGACGAGAAACCUUAUGUUUGUGGAAUAUGUGAAAAGUCAUGUACUCAAAAGGGUAGUUUAUACCAUCAUAUGCUUAUUCAUACUGGAGAGAGAUUUCAUGAGUGCAAAAUAUGCAAGAAGUCAUUUACUCAAAAGGGUAAUUUAAAUAACCAUAUGCUUACUCACACAGAAGAGAAACCUCAUAUAUGUGAAGUAUGUAAAAUGUCAUUUAGUCUAAAGUGUAAUUUAACUAAGCAUGUGCUUCUUCACACAGGAAAGAAACCUCAUGUCUGUGAAGUAUGUAAGAAGUCAUUCAGACAAAAGGGUCAUUUAAAUGGGCAUCUGCUUAUUCACACAGGAGAGAGACCUCAUGUGUGUGAUGUAUGUAAUAAAUCGUUUGCAUUAAACAGUGCUUUAAACAAGCAUAUGGUUAUUCACACAGGCGAGAAACCUCAUGUGUGUGAGGUAUGUAAUAAAUCAUUUAGGCGGAAGCAUCAUUUAGAACGCCAUAUGAUUAUCCACACAGCAGACAAAACUCGUGUGUGA